AUGGCGUAUAUCACCGACGGGCUCUCCCCCCCAUUGAGCUCCGGUUCCUCCGCCCAGUCCCCGGAAUACAACUCCUCCGACUCCUCGCUCCCCCCGGUCCCCCAUUCGAGUCACCAUCCGGUUAUCCUCCUUCGCCCGGACGCCAGCCAGGCGUCCUCGACCGCCAAAACGGACCAUGGCCUCCCCCUCGCCGCGUCCCGCGGCCCGCUAAACGGGACCUACCACAUCCCUCCGCGGCCCAAGCCCGGCCGCAAGACCGUCAACGAGGUGCCGCCGACCAAGCGGAAGCAGCAGAACCGGGAAGCGCAACGGUCGUUCCGGGCGAGACGGCAGCAGCAGAAAGAACAAUUGGAGCAGGAUGCGGUGAAUAAUAAGAAAGAGCGGGAUGAUUAUGAGGGGCGGUUGGAGAUGGCGAGUCGGCAGUUGACGCAGCAGGAGCAGGUGAUUCAUGGGCUGCAACAGCGGUGCGAGGCGGCGGAGGGGUCGGCGGGUCGGAUGAAUGGAGAGCUGGUGGAGAUGCGAGCGAGGUUGGUGGAGGCGGAGAAGACGGUCCGGGGGAAAGAUGAGGUGAUAGAACGGUUGAGACGGCAGAUUCAGAUGGGUUCGAAUGGCUCAUCGAACGCUGCGGCUCACCGAUCGUAUUCAGUCGAUCAGAGUUAUGUCGGACAGACGCAAUAUUCAUCGGAGCAUCGACGGUCGGAGACUACAAGCUAUCCCGGCUUCAGCUCUACACCAUCACAGACACCGUCCUCAGAUGCCACGGAGUUGCCGGCCGACGCCGCUCCUUUCAAACCCUCGCCGGCGAAACAAUCCAAGCGGGCUCCAGAUGGCUGCGAUAACUGCACCGAAGACCAGUGUCCCUGCGUCGAGCAAUUCACAAACGCCAACCCCGAACAAAAGCGCUUCUGCGAAGAACUCUCCCGCCGCCGCGCCCCGUUGUCCAUUCGCGAGAUGACCAACCCCUCCGACGUCCCCCCGCACGCGAAGCGCCCGCGCCUGUCCGCCGCCGCCGCGCCACCCCCAGACGCCACCCCUUGCGCCACCGAAACCAAGCGCGGAACGACGCUCGACGGCGACGGCCGCGAGGUGAAGAUCACGUGUGCGGAGGCGUUCCAGGUGUUUCAGUCGUAUCGGGAGACGGAGAUGCGGGAGCGGGAGCGGGAAGAGGAGGAGGAGGAGAAAAGGAAAGGGUUUUCGGCGUUUGAGAUUGGGGUGGGGGAGGCGUUGAUGGCGAUGGCGGCCAUGAAGUCGGGGAGGAAGGGGGAUGUGGAGAUGGGAGAUGGGUGA
Messenger RNA from Eremomyces bilateralis CBS 781.70, 1287 nucleotides. RefSeq lists its product as uncharacterized. The transcript is spliced from 2 exons. Gene Ontology annotation, molecular function: DNA-binding transcription activator activity, RNA polymerase II-specific; transcription cis-regulatory region binding. Bases 1 to 1287 code for a protein of 428 amino acids. NCBI's taxonomy places the organism in Eukaryota, Fungi, Ascomycota, Dothideomycetes, Eremomycetales, Eremomycetaceae. The record is from RefSeq and is a predicted model, not a curated record. Gene Ontology annotation, cellular component: RNA polymerase II transcription regulator complex.